CACUCCAAAAAAUCUUGAAAUUAUUUGCAGAUUCGUCACCUGAAGAACGAGAGUUCAAUCAAAAUUAUGAGUUUUACGAUGAAAUUGAAGUCUGCGCUUCAAGGGAAUGUCGAGCUACAGCGGCACGCUGGCGCGAGGCGAUGGAUUUGACUGUGGAUCCGUGCGAAGAUUUCUUCCAAUACGCGUGUGGGGGAUUUAUUGCAAAAAACCCGGUCAACAACGCUAAUUCUAUUAAUUCUCGGGAACAAAUUACCAACGUUCAAUCAAGCCUUAAAUUUAUGAACUCCAAAUUAAUAAAAAUGCUCCUAGGUGAAUCCUACCAGGAGGAAUUGAGAAAAGCACGAGAAUUCUUCGCAGAUUGUACUUCCAAAAAUAAUUUGCCGAACACCGCGACCUUGUCAACUUUUGAAGAUAGAUUACAAAAUUGCACCUUUCUCACGAUACACAACUUCAGGUGGCCCGUAGGUUCAUCGUUCAUAAAGCAGAACCCGCACGAGGAAACUGUUGGAGCGGUUCGGAUCAUGAUGGACGCAAUCAAGUCUGAAUUUUGGAAGAUUGUGAACGACAGCGAGUGGAUGGAUGAAUCUAGUUUACAUGAAACAGCAAUGAAAAUAUUAAAUCUGACCGAAGUAAUUGGCUACCAUCCUUCGUAUUUAACCGAAAGUGAAGAGCAGCGGGGAGAUCACAAUAUAAGGCUACGGAGUCCGUUCGCCGAGGAAGCUACCUACUACAAAUUCACAAAUAUUUUGUUUGUGCCGCUGUGGACUAUGUCUCAGCCAUAUUUCAAUCUUGGACUUGAUGUGUUAAACUAUGGUGCAAUCGGAGCUACCAUCGGCCACGAAUUUGGGCAUUUGUUCGCCUCGUACACUGUUAGCACGACCGGAAGAUCUAAUUUUAUUUGGCCAGUGGAAGUCAGAGAAAUAUUUUACAAGAAAGAGGAUUGCAUCGCAGCUCAAUACGCAGAGGAGUUCAAAACGUUUAUGUCCUUUUGGAAAAACAAAAAUUAUGCCAUUGAUGGCAUUGACACCUUGGAUGAGAAUCUUGCUGACUACGUCGGUCUGAAAGCAGCUUUCUACGCCUACAAGCGACUCAACCGUUCAAAACGCAAGCUGGUGGACUUCGAAAACUACUCUACAGAACAGCUAUUCUUCCUUUCUAAUGCAAACCUUAUGUGCGCGAGUGAAACAAAGGAAUACAUUAAAUUCGCCAUAAUAUACGAAAAACACAGCCCUUCCCGGUACAGAGUCAAUUUGCCGAUGGCAAAUUUCGACGAGUUCGCCAAGGCGUGGAAAUGCCCCUUAGGAUCCAAGAUGAAUCCUCCUGACAAUGAGAGGUGCGUUGUUUGGUAGACGUCAACGAUUAAUUUUGAUGUUCAUUUUAUUGUUUGGCUUAAUAAACUGGGGAGUAUUAUUUACCGUG
This is a messenger RNA of Cloeon dipterum, 1419 nucleotides long. Its product is annotated as endothelin-converting enzyme homolog. Lineage: Eukaryota; Metazoa; Arthropoda; Insecta; Ephemeroptera; Baetidae. Gene Ontology annotation, molecular function: metalloendopeptidase activity. The transcript has 10 exons. The record is from RefSeq and is a predicted model, not a curated record. Gene Ontology annotation, cellular component: plasma membrane. The coding region runs from base 141 to 1349 and encodes 402 amino acids. Gene Ontology annotation, biological process: protein processing.